UCCUCCUCUUCCACCUGUCUCCUUGGUAGCUGCUGGGUCAAAAAGCAGAAGUUCAUCAGCUGAUCGGCCUGUGCACCUUCAGACUCAGAAAGGAAGUCGAGCCAAGUCAGAGCAGAGAACGCGGCGUGACUGGCAGAGGGGGAAGGUCAUCAGUGGAGAGCGACAACGCGCACAGAGAGUAAUAGUGAGUAAAAACAAUCAGGGAUGCGCAAUUGACAGGAACGUUAGAUAAAAACCUGCGACUCAUAGGCUUUAGAGAAGAAGUGCAAGAGGACCCCCAAGGGAAGGAAGCCGAGUUCACCUAUAGCGCAUCUGGAGAAGAUGUCACCAGAGGGACCCUCAUAGCUGGAAAACGACUUUAACUCAGCUCUUACAACCAAUCCUUGACAGCCGCCUGGUCCAAUCACUACUCACUUCCCCACAUCCCCUCCAAUACUAACUCCCCCCCACACUUCCUGUGCAAUGGCAUCCUACAGCCCCGCCCCCACACAAGAGCCCGCCACCAACGGCGGGUCGACCUCGCUCAAGUCGGGCGGCUCAGGGGGCGACAACGAUUCUAUGAAGCUGAAGAAGGAGAUCUCUCUCCUGAACGGCGUGUGUCUCAUCGUAGGCAACAUGAUUGGCUCGGGCAUCUUCGUCUCGCCUAAAGGAGUCUUAAUCUACAGCGCCUCCUAUGGGCUGUCGCUGGUAGUGUGGACCAUCGGCGGUAUCUUCUCUGUGUUCGGGGCCCUGUGCUAUGCCGAGCUGGGGACCACCAUCACCAAGUCAGGGGCCAGUUACGCUUACAUCCUGGAGGCCUUCGGAGGGUUCCUGGCCUUCAUCAGGCUGUGGACCUCCCUGUUGAUCAUAGAGCCCACCAGCCAGGCGGUCAUAGCCAUCACCUUCUCUAACUACAUGGUGCAGCCCGUCUUCCCCACCUGCAUAGCCCCCUAUCUGGCUAACCGCAUGCUGGCUGCAGCCUGCAUAUGUUUGCUGACCUUUGUGAACUGUGCCUAUGUGAAGUGGGGGACGCGUGUCCAGGAUUUCUUCACCUACGCUAAGGUCAUCGCCCUCAUCGCUGUCAUCAUCACCGGCCUGGUCAAGAUAGGACAAGGUCAGACGCAGAACUUUGAGGGUAUGUUUGAGGGCUCGUCCACGGAUCCAGGAGACAUAGCCCUGGCCCUGUACUCUGCUCUGUUCUCCUACUCCGGCUGGGACACACUCAACUUCGUCACCGAGGAGAUCAAAAACCCAGAGAGGAACCUGCCCCUGGCCAUCGCCAUCUCCAUGCCCAUCGUCACGGUGAUCUAUAUUCUGACCAACGUUGCCUACUACACCGUGCUGCCCAUUCCUGCCAUCCUGGACAGUGACGCCGUGGCUGUGACGUUUGCAGACCAGGUGUUUGGCGUGAUGAACUGGACCAUCCCUCUAGCGGUGGCUCUGUCCUGCUUCGGAGGACUCAACGCUUCUAUCCUGGCUGCCUCCAGGCUGUUCUUCGUGGGCUCCAGGGAGGGCCAUCUCCCAGACUACCUGUGCAUGAUCCAUGUCACCCGUUACACCCCUAUCCCAGCGCUGCUCUUCAACGGUGCCAUGGCGUUGGUCUACCUGUGUGUUGAGGACAUCUUUAAACUGAUCAACUACUACAGCUUCAGCUACUGGUUCUUUGUGGGCCUGUCUAUCCUGGGACAGCUGUACCUGCGCUGGAAACAGCCAGACAGAGUCAGACCCCUCAAGCUCAGUCUGUUCUUCCCGAUCAUCUUCUGUUUCUGCACCUUGUUCCUAGUGGUGGUUCCCAUCUACAGUGACACCAUGAACUCUCUGAUUGGCAUUGGCAUCGCCCUAUCAGGAGUGCCAGUCUACUUCCUGUGUAUCUAUACUCCCGCCACCAAAAGGCCCAUGUGGCUCCGCAGGUUCUUUGCCAACUUUGGUCUGUUGAUUCAGAAGGUGUGCUAUUCUGUUGUGACCGAGUUAGACGUCAUAGACAAGUUGGAGUGAAGAUAUUAAAACCAACCAACACACUGCUGCCGCCGCCAACUGAAGACGCACAAAACUAAAGGCUCAACGACACCACCUACUGGCCAGUAUCGCCCUCGGCUACCAAUCAGAGGGCGGAGUCAAACAGCAGCCAUUCAUUGGACCAAAUCUCUGGCCAACCAAUCAUUGCCGUAUGUUCAUUGGACUAUGGGGUUGUUCUACGGCCAGGAUGACACUCCAGUUGCCUCUGACAUCAGAGGACAUUCCACGCACUACAGAAUAAUUAAAAAUAAAAAUAUUCCUGUUCUCAAA
This is a messenger RNA of Oncorhynchus mykiss (rainbow trout), 2265 nucleotides long. RefSeq names its product Y+L amino acid transporter 2. Gene Ontology annotation, biological process: amino acid transmembrane transport. Gene Ontology annotation, cellular component: membrane. NCBI's taxonomy places the organism in Eukaryota, Metazoa, Chordata, Actinopteri, Salmoniformes, Salmonidae. Gene Ontology annotation, molecular function: L-amino acid transmembrane transporter activity; basic amino acid transmembrane transporter activity. The record is from RefSeq and is a predicted model, not a curated record.